UUUCAUUUACUCUCACUGUAAAACGACACUAUAACUAUCUUGGGUUAGUUAUACUUAUCUUUGACCGUGCCAUGGUCAUUGGAUUAGACGGACAUGCUGAGUAGCGCCCGGGCGGGACAGGCGCAGAGUAGAAUUACACGGUUCAUGUUGUGUUGAUGUAUUUUAAACAUAUCGCGAGGCGACUUUUUGUUUUACGGUUAUAUCUGAAUCUUUGCAGUGACUUGUAGAAGAGAACCGCAGUGAACUAGCGGGUCUACUACACGGAUCUUUAUCCCAGUUGCCCCGAAAGCUUCCAUACAUCCAGCACUAGACCAUUCUAAAGGAAUCUGUCUAUCCGACCUGAAGUGUACAUCAGACGGUCGUCAAUAGGUGACAGCAUCGAACAAUUGGGACUCAAUAUCAUGGCAGAACAUCUGUCCCAGAGCGAACUGGACUACCCCUUUAAACUGCUGGAGUAUUUCAAUGGAUUCAGAGUCUCAAAGGUUAUCUUCUCAGCCUGUGAGUUGGGGGUUUUUGACCUCCUGCUGCUGUCCCAGAAGCCUCUGUCUGCGGAGCUCGUUGCCCAGGAGCUGGGCGCCAGCGUGGACGGGAUUGAACGCCUUCUGGACGUACUGGUGGGAGUCGACAUCCUGGAGGUGGAGCAGAUAGACGGGACAGCCUGUUACAGCAGUACUGAUGUGGCCAACCUCUACCUGGCCAAGGGCAGCGCCAAGUCUCUUCAUGACAUGAUCAUCUACCAAUCACAGACCAUCUACCCUCUGUGGAACAACAUGGUGCAGGCUGUCAGAGAGGGGAAAAACCAAAACGAAAAAACAUUUGGCAUCUCACCUGAAGACAUCUUCCAAACCAUCUACAGGUCAGAGGAGGAGAUGCUGAAGUUUAUGGGUCUGAUGAACUCAACAUGGAUCCUGGAUGGACACGACAUCGUCACAGCCUUCAACCUGUCCUGCUUUAAGGCCAUGGUGGACCUUGGAGGCUCUGGCCAGGAAGCUGUCCAAGGCCUACCCCUCCUCCUCUGUCACUGUGCUGGACCUUCCUACAGUCAUCCAGACAGCCAGACAGCACUUCUCUGAACAGGACGACACCAUCGUGUUUUCAGAGGGUGAGCAUCGUUAACCAUCCUAACCUCAACACCUCAGAUGAUCAGUCUGUAUAAAUGAGUGUUGUUUUGUAGGAGACUUCUUUGAUGCGACAUCCCUCCAGCUGAUCUGUAUAUCUUGGCCAGAAUCCUCCAUGACUGGAAGGAAGAGAAAAUGUGUUCAGCUGCUGAAAAAGAUCCAUGCAUGUUGUCAACCAGGUGGUGGGGUUCUGUUGGUGGAGGCUCUACUGUUUGAGAACCGUCGAGGUCCAGUGAUGGCUCAGAUCUUCUCCCUCAACAUGUUGGUCCAGACGGAGGGGAAGGAGCAUCCUCCCUCUCAGUACUCUAACAUGCUCUCCUUCGCUGGCUUCCACAACGUCCAGGUCUGUCGGACAGGGAAGUCCUACGAUGCCAUCCUGGCCAUCAAAUGAA
Salvelinus sp. IW2-2015 is the source of this 1510-nucleotide messenger RNA. The record is from RefSeq and is a predicted model, not a curated record. NCBI's taxonomy places the organism in Eukaryota, Metazoa, Chordata, Actinopteri, Salmoniformes, Salmonidae.